This is a messenger RNA of Pipistrellus nathusii (Nathusius's pipistrelle), 1503 nucleotides long. The record is from the annotation of a GenBank genome assembly. NCBI's taxonomy places the organism in Eukaryota, Metazoa, Chordata, Mammalia, Chiroptera, Vespertilionidae.
AUGGAGGCUGCUUCUGCGCCCCUGGAAGAGGAGUUUCAGCUCAGGCAACCCCCGAAGCUCGAAUCCUCUGGAUUCGGUGAAGGGGCUGCAGGGGUCCAUGGGGGACCCCGCAGGACUCAGAAACCAGCAGCGCCCAGGGAAAGCGGGUGCGCCCCGCGGGGCCCACUGGCUCCCGGGGAGACCCCUUCAAGUGGGAGCUGGAGCGCGGGGAGACCCCGCGCGGUGGGGGCCGGGCUUUGGAACCUGGGCAACACCUGCUAUGCCAAUGCGGCCCUGCAGUGCCUCAGCUACACCCCGCCGCUGGCCCGUUACCUGCUGUCAGGGCUGCACUCCAGGGCCUGCGGGCGGCGGGGGGCGUCCUGCACCCUGUGCGCCCUGCAGACUCACGUGACCCGGGCCCUCCUGCGGCCCGGGCACAUCAUCGUACCCGAGGGGGCACUGCUGGCGGGCUUCCGCGCGUACCAGCAGGAGGACGCCCACGAGUUCCUCCUGUUCACACUGGAAGCCCUACAGCGGGCUUCCCAGGAGGAUGCCACCCUGAUCCGCGGGAUCUUUGGAGGCCACUGGAGAUCUCGGGUCCAGUGUCUCCGCUGCCAGGGCGUGUCCGACACCCUGGACCCUUACCUGGACGUUGGCCUAGACAUCCAGACGGCUCGGAGCGUGACUCAGGCCCUGGACCUGCUAGUGAGGCCUGAGCUGCUGGACGGCUACCAGUGCGGCCAGUGCCUGCGGAAGGUGCCGGCCAAGAAGACAUUGCGCCUGGAUGCGGCAUCCAGGGUGCUCACGCUGGUGCUGAAGCGGUUCUCGGCUCUGGCAGAUGGCAAGUUGGAGCGGGAUGUGCACUACCCGGAGCAGCUGGACCUGCGGCACUACCUAUCUCGGGGACGCCGCGCGCACCCGCUGCUAUACAGGCUGUACGCAGUGCUGGUCCACUCAGGCCGCACCUGCCACGGCGGCCACUACUUCUGCUAUGUCCAAACCGCGGGUGGGGGGUGGUUCAAGAUGGACGACGACCAGGUGACCGCCUGCGACGCCUCUAUAGCCCUGAGCCAAUGCGCAUACGUGCUCUUUUACGUGCAAACCAGUGAACUGGAAGGAGAAGGGGAAAACCCAGAUGCCCCGCGACUGAGCACAAGCACUGGGAGGCGUCCACCCAACGGGACCCCCCAAAAUGCCCCCGACUUCACAGGUCCUGGGUCCGAGAAGCCCGUCAAGCACAACGACUCAGAGCAGCGGCCUCGGCUCCAGGAGCCGUCCCGGCCCAAGCCACAGUUCAAUCUCAGCGAGCUCCAGUGUGCCCUGCCCACCGAAGCCGUUGUCCUUCACCAGUCCCGGGGCAGAGGGGGCAGGACCGAACGCCUGCUCAACGGUCCAGCUGGGGAGGACCUCCCCGGGGAGGCCAAGGGCACUGACCAAGGCCCUGGUCCCAGAGGGGGAGCCAAGGCGAACAGGAAGAAGAAGAAGAGGAAGAAGGGGCACAGGUUUGUGCCCGUGUGCCAGUGA